Molecule: messenger RNA, 381 nt
Organism: Eurypyga helias (sunbittern)
Lineage: Eukaryota; Metazoa; Chordata; Aves; Eurypygiformes; Eurypygidae
Product: beta-keratin-related protein-like
Exons: 1
Coding region: 1-381 (126 amino acids)
Cellular component (GO): intermediate filament
Molecular function (GO): structural constituent of cytoskeleton
Source: RefSeq, a predicted model, not a curated record
AUGUCUUCCUACAGGCAGACCUGCAACUACAGCAGUCUCUCACCCUGUGAGGUGACCUGCCCAGAGCCAUACGUGAAUGCCUGGAACCAGCCCUGCGUCACAUCCUGUGGGGACUCCCGUGCUGUGGUCUACUCACCACCCGUGGUCAUCAACUUCCCAGGCCCCAUCCUCAGCUCCUGCCCUCAGGAGAGCUUUGUGGGCAGCUCAGCCCCACUGGAGACAAGCAGCUCCUUUGGCUAUGGGAGCUCCUGGGAUGCCCAGGGCUCCUUGGGGUCUGGUUCCUUCCUAGGUGGCAGGUACUCCUACCCCUGCUAUUCCCACAGCUGCGGGAUAUACUGCCCUUCUAAGCCUUGCAAGGUGGCAAGACCUAGCCGUAACUAG